This is a messenger RNA of Paracoccidioides brasiliensis Pb18, 1020 nucleotides long. RefSeq lists its product as uncharacterized. The record is from RefSeq and is a predicted model, not a curated record. The coding region runs from base 1 to 1020 and encodes 339 amino acids. The transcript has 2 exons.
AUGACCCCCCCUGCCCACACGCAAGCAUUCGAAGAUGCGAUCAAGAUUACACCCGUGUCUUCUCAUACCUACUCAGCUAAUCUCGUUAGGGAAUGGGCUGUUGGUAAUGCGGCAAAUGGGGGUUAUAUAACCGCGAUCCUAUACCGGCUAGCAAUAACCCAUUUCCAGAACGCCCAUCCAACUUACCACUCCUCCCAACCAAGGCCAAUCAAUAUGCAAUUGUCUUUCCUCCGGCGAUCACUUGUGGGGCCAGCUUUCCUAACAGUACGUGAUGUAAAGUUAGGUGCGAGGAUAUCAACGAUACAAGUGACGAUGAGUCAAGCGGACUCAUCAUUCCCCACGGGAUCACGGGGUAAAAAAAUUGACAAAGUGACCGGGUUCGUGACGAUCUCGGACCCAGUGUCAGAAGCCGGCGUAUCAGCGCCGUGUAGUUGGACGGUAUAUCCGCCACCGCCAGACUCCAAGGCCCCACAAUUCUCACCAGGCCACAAUGGGCAACUCGUUCCGGGCAGUCCCUGGAAGAAAACGAUUUUGUGUUACCCUGAAUUCCGGCGCGCAUCGAGCAACUCGGAAUUUUGGGAACCAGUAGACCCUCGAUUGGACGAACGACGAGCUAUCACCGAUCAGUGGGCUAGACUACGACCAAAUGGGCCAAAAGGGGGUUUGGGAAGAUGGACCGGUGAAGCCCUGGCGUAUCUUGUGGAUAUUUUUCCCGUUGCAUUGGGCAAUUUAGAAAUCAUGACGGCUAAGCAAAUGGGAAGUGAGCCGCCUUUCUGGUUCCCAACCAUUGCGCUACACAUCGAUUUCAAGAAACCGCUGCCAAAAGGUGGAGUGGAGUGGCUGUACAGUCGAAUCACAACGAAAGUUGUCCGUGACGGCAGGACAGAUAUUGAGGUAGUAGUGAUGGAUGAGCAAGGGGAUGUAGUUGCUCUUGCGACUCAGUUGGGGCUGGUGGUGGGAUCGAAUCGUAACACUGGCGAGAAAGCAGGAGGGAGCCAAUCACGAACCUCAAAUCUCUGA